This is a messenger RNA of Cladophialophora immunda, 1778 nucleotides long. RefSeq names its product tryptophan-tRNA ligase. The coding region runs from base 69 to 1583 and encodes 504 amino acids. Gene Ontology annotation, cellular component: mitochondrial matrix; mitochondrion. Gene Ontology annotation, biological process: mitochondrial tryptophanyl-tRNA aminoacylation. The record is from RefSeq and is a predicted model, not a curated record. The transcript has 5 exons. Gene Ontology annotation, molecular function: tryptophan-tRNA ligase activity; ATP binding. NCBI's taxonomy places the organism in Eukaryota, Fungi, Ascomycota, Eurotiomycetes, Chaetothyriales, Herpotrichiellaceae.
CUCUCCUUGUAUUAUUGUGUUUUCGAUUGGCGUCCUUCUGGAACGCGUACACUCCUUUACCUCGUGAAAUGCCCCGAGGCCUCGUGCAUGUGUCAGCGAGGCCGCAUUACUCCAGGAAGAUUAAAUGCCGGAACAUCAGCCAUGAGGUACAGGUUGCGACCGUCAAAAGGUCGCGCUUGGGCGAGGACAAGCAGCCUCGGAUCAUCAAGACCGUGCGCGAUGCUGCCUCUACAGGAACUGAGAAGGAUGGAAGAGACGAAAUAGAACAGCACUGGGCGCGGAUGUCGCCGUCCUCCAGCAUCAGACGAGCCUUUUCCGGGAUUCAGCCCACCGGCGUCCCUCACCUCGGAAACUACCUGGGGGCUCUGCGGCAGUGGAAACGGCUCCAUGAUCAAUCCACCGACCCCAAAUUCGCCAUCAACUAUCGCUAUGAACAGUACUUCUCGGUGGUCGACUUGCACGCUCUGACUUCGGACACGCCGGCGACGGAGCGCUUGCGUCUAAGGAAGGAGUCGUACGCUGCUCUUCUUGCUCUUGGCCUGCACAACAACAGGAAUACCACAUUGUUCUUCCAAUCCGACGUUCCGCAGCAUGCCUCUCUGAUGUGGAUCCUGAGUACCAUUGCUUCUACAGGGUAUCUGUCCAGAAUGACUCAGUGGAAGAGCAAGUUGAACUUGCCCGAAAAUGCCAGCCUCGAAAGCGACGAAGCGACAGCGAAGCUCAAGCUCGGACUGUUUUCAUACCCCGUUCUCCAAGCGGCGGAUAUAUUACUCUAUCAGCCAUCUAUCGUGCCUGUUGGCGAGGACCAACUCCAACAUAUCGAGUUUACCCGGACAUUGGCCAGGGGAUUUAAUGCCCUGGUCAGGGAAUCCUCCGGAGGGAAUGUCUUCCGAAUACCUUGGCCGGUAAUAUCCCCUGCCAAAAGGAUCAUGUCCCUCAAGCGUCCGGAGCAGAAGAUGUCCAAGUCUGACCCUGAUCCAAAAUCCCGAAUUCUGGUUACCGACAGCCCAGACGAGAUCCACGCCAAGCUCAGGGGUGCCGUGACCGACUCGGAGCCUGGUAUUUCUUUCAACCCGGAACGGCGGCCAGGCGUGUCCAACCUGGUAGAGAUAUUGAGGCACGUGACCGAGUCGCGAGAAUCCAGCGAGUACAUUGCCAAGGACAACGAGAAUGUCAGCAUGCGAGCAUUCAAGGAGAUGAUCGCGGACGAGAUCAUUUCUGCACUGAGGGGCGUGCGCGACAACUUCCUCACCCUCAUGGACUCUGGGAACGACCGACUGCGCGAAGAAAUCGAGUGGGGCGGCGCAAAGGCGCGACGGAAAGCCCGCAUGACCCUUGACGAGGUCCAGCAGGCACUGGGGCUGUUCGGCGUUACGCUUUCCGAGGAGGAAGCGACCAGAAUUCGGGAGCGACGGAGACAAGCUGCGCGUAAGGAUCUGGGGUCCGACUUGAAUAUCGAGUCCAACCCGUUCGAUUUCGAGGUAGGGGAGGUGGGAAUGGACGAGGAACUGCCCGACAACCGUGCAGACCCAAGCAUUGCUCAAGAGGAGACUGUCAAAUCUAUCAGACAAGCCAAGACGUGACGGGUGUCAAUGUCGCAGCCUCGAGAACACGAGGAGAUGGCGCAAUAGGCCCUUCGGACCGAGCUGCUCUGUAACUGCAGACGCGAGAUUCAUCGGUCUUGCUAGAAGCGCCUUGCUCAUAUUGUUCGAAGUGUAUGUUAUGCAGGGCGGAGAUUGUCACAACAGUGCAAGGACAGCGACAAGGCUAGGGUUUCA